AUGACAAAUCAGUCAGAACGGUUAUCACAUCUUUUAGAUAAUGGCGCAUAUGUUGUUCAACUGGAUUUUACGGAAGCUCGCCUAUCGUUAAAAGUUGAUCCUUCCGGUCAAUUAUUAAAAGAGUUUAUUACGAUAAAUAAUCGGGUAUUAGACCGUUUUAGUUCAGAAGAACAGAAAAAAAUUGGGGUACACGUGUGCCCUGGUGGUGAUUGUGAUUCAUAUCAUUCAUAUGAAAUUGACUAUACUCUCAUGUUACCUGAUGUAUUUCAAUUACAUUUAACAAAUUUUUAUCUACAAUUAUCAUCUGAAAAAGAUCAUGUUAAAAUUCUGAAAUGUAUUCAACAACAUAUUAAGCCAAAUCAUCGAAUAUUUUUGGGUGUAAUAGAUCCCAUAAACCCAGAAAUCGAAACUGCUCAAAUUGUCCGUGAUCGAGUUUUAGAAGCUGCUCAAUAUAUACCGUUGGAACAACUGGGUACGACAGAUGAUUGUGGUUACGCACCUUUUGCUGAUGAUCGAUCGACGCCAAGAGAUAUGUGUUAUGAGAAAAUAAAAGCAAGAAUUCAAGGUACAAAAUUAGCUGAGCAAAUAUUAAACUUUUCAGAAAAUUAA
Didymodactylos carnosus is the source of this 609-nucleotide messenger RNA. NCBI's taxonomy places the organism in Eukaryota, Metazoa, Rotifera, Eurotatoria, Philodinida, Philodinidae. The record is from the annotation of a GenBank genome assembly.